Messenger RNA from Spathaspora passalidarum NRRL Y-27907, 775 nucleotides. RefSeq lists its product as uncharacterized. The record is from RefSeq and is a predicted model, not a curated record. Lineage: Eukaryota; Fungi; Ascomycota; Pichiomycetes; Serinales; Debaryomycetaceae. The coding region runs from base 486 to 731 and encodes 81 amino acids. The transcript has 2 exons.
AAGUCGAAACUAUAGAAAUAGAAUCGCGUAAUCUCGCGGAAACAAUUAGUCACAUUUGCUAAUCUUCAAGCAGCGUUCAAAACCAAUUUUAGAUGAAAUCUAACUACAAUUAAGUAAAUUUGCUAAUAAUCAGCUUGAAAAAAUUGCAUAGUCUUGCAUCAAUGAGAAAUACGACAAUGGUUAGCAAUUCUCGGGGUAAAACAAGAAUGUGGGCGUACCUUCCAUUCUAUGCUUAAACACCUGAGUGAGAACGUGAAUUUGCUUUUCAGAUUAGGUAUUCUGUCUGUCUUAUUUGCUGUCUGGCAUCCUUAUCUUGCACAUUGUCUUUCUACGAUAAAGCACCUUGGUGAUGAAAACACUUAUCAUAGCGGUAUGCUACCAGUUGAUCAUUUCACGUGACUGCGUCUAAAAAUUUCCACCGCAAUUAAAAAAAAUCUCUGGUUUGCUUCUAUUGGACAAUCAUUAACAAGGACCGUAUAGCAACAAUGUCGUCAAAUGGAGCCAAAGUGCUUGCUAUUGUGUUUGCGGGUGCUGUAAGUUGGUAUACCGGAGUUAAAUUCUGGAAACCUAUUGUUGUUGAAUCAUUAGAAAAGAGAGGAAUGUUACGUGAUGACAUAGACAUAGGGUACGUUGAUCGAGAUCAACCUGAAAGCUGGAAAGAUGUGGUUGACAAGUAUAAAGAGUUUGUCCAUCCAAAUGCCCAAGACCCUAAUGAGCCAAAGAAAGAGUAGAAAUCUGUACAUAGUUUUUCAAUACAGGGAUAUUGUGAUAUUUA